AUGGCGUCUGUGGCCACCUGGGCUGACGAGAACCGCAAACAGAUGCUCUGGUCCGGGGCAAUGCACUUCGUCAAUGCAUUGGAAGAUAACCCACCUUCUACAUGUGCGUUUCCCGGGCCUAGCGGUUGGGCGGGGAAACAAGGGUCCAACGUACUCGACGGGAUCAAAAACACGACACACCUGCUGCAAAAAUGGGUCAACCAUGACGAGAGCGACAUCGUCGCCAAUGAGGCCUUGAAAUUCUUGAUCCAUUUCUUGGGCGAUAUGCACCAACCCCUUCACCUCACAGGUAAACAUCGGGGCGGAAAUUGCGUCGCAGUGCUCUUUGAAGAGCAGGAGACCACCUUGCAUAUCCUUUGGGAUCAUUUCCUUGUCGCCAGAGCUAUCCGCACAACUUCCAGCAACUACUCGCGUCCUCUCCCACUCCGUGAGGUUGAGGAUGCCCUCCGCGGGUCGACAUACGACCCAUUCAUCCGCAGAAUUGUAUCAGAGGGCCUGCUUGGUGUAUGGGCCGACGACCUCAAAACCUGGUUUAGCUGUCCUGCACCCAACACGGCGUCAAAAGAUAUUGUCUCUGACGUUACCCGGAUCACACGGGGACUUGUCAAUGUCGGGGUGGAAAUUAACCCCGAUGGUCCUAUUGUAUGUCCUUACUAUUGGGCACAACCCCUGCACGAGCUCAACUGCGAGCUCGUAUGGCCAAAGGAGCUUGAGAGUCUUCCUUACAACCAACCACAGUUUGAAUCUAAUAGCGCCGUGAGCAGUGAAUGCGAGAAAACCCCGCCUCUGGAUCUCGAUGUAUCCAAGUACGCGGAUGUCAUCGAAAGGGACAUGGUCGUCGAGAAGCUUCUUGCUCAGGGAGGCAUUCGCCUUGCAGGACUGCUGAACUAUAUCUUCGCUAACAAGAGCCAGCCUACAUUACCAAUAACAUGGUCAGACGACUUUGAAGAAGCAAUGUAA
Psilocybe cubensis is the source of this 960-nucleotide messenger RNA. RefSeq lists its product as uncharacterized. Lineage: Eukaryota; Fungi; Basidiomycota; Agaricomycetes; Agaricales; Agrocybaceae. The record is from RefSeq and is a predicted model, not a curated record. Gene Ontology annotation, biological process: DNA catabolic process. The transcript is spliced from 3 exons. Gene Ontology annotation, molecular function: endonuclease activity; nucleic acid binding. Bases 1 to 960 code for a protein of 319 amino acids.